Messenger RNA from Pimephales promelas (fathead minnow), 2458 nucleotides. RefSeq names its product cytosolic iron-sulfur assembly component 3 (gene ciao3). NCBI's taxonomy places the organism in Eukaryota, Metazoa, Chordata, Actinopteri, Cypriniformes, Leuciscidae. The record is from RefSeq and is a predicted model, not a curated record.
CAACCACAGCACAUGCAUACUGGUAGCAGUGAAAAACAAUGGCGUCGCAUUUCAGCGGAGUGCUUCAGCUCACGGAUUUGGAUGAUUUUAUCACUCCGUCUCAGGAAUGUGUAAAGCCUGUAAAGGUGGAAAAGAAACAAGGCAGAUCUGUGGCUAAAAUCCAGAUAGAAGAUGAUGGCAGUUAUUUUCAGGUCCAUCAGGAUGGUCAAAAGCAAAAGUUGGAGAAAGCCAAGAUUACGCUGAACGACUGUCUAGCUUGCAGUGGCUGCAUCACGUCUGCAGAAAGUGUCCUUAUCACCCAACAGAGUCAUGAGGAACUGUUCCGUGUGCUACGUCAUAAUAAACAGGUUAGCAGUAGCGAGCAGAAGGUGGUGGUGGUGUCUGUAUCGCCCCAGUCAAGAGCUUCUCUAGCUGCACACUACGGUCUCAAAAGCAGCGAGGUGGCCCACAGACUCACCAGAUUCCUGAAAAAUGUGGGUGUCCAUCAUGUGUUUGAGACCGGCUUCAGUCGCUCUUUCAGCCUGUUAGAAAGCCAGAAGGAGUUUCUGGAGCGAUUCAAUCGGAAGGAAGUGGACAAGAAGGCCCUACCGAUGCUGGCGUCUGCCUGUCCAGGUUGGAUUUGCUAUGCUGAGAAGACUCAUGGUGAAUUCAUCCUCCCGUACAUCAGCACAACGCGCUCGCCCCAACAGAUCAUGGGUUCUCUAGUCAAGGGCUAUUUUGCCUCUCAGGAGGGUAUUUCACCACAGAAGAUCUACCAUGUGACUGUGAUGCCCUGCUAUGAUAAGAAACUAGAGGCUUCCAGACCAGACUUUUACCUUAGCGAGUACGAGACCAGAGAGGUGGACUGUGUUAUUACUUCAGGAGAAGUUCUGAAGAUGUUGGAGGAGGAGAAUGUGUCCUUGAGAGAUGUGGAGUUGGCACCUUUAGACACAAUGUUCAGUAAUGUCUGUGGGGAGGAGCUGCUGCGUCACGCAGGAAGUGGAUCUGGAGGAUACCUUCAUCACAUCUACAAACAUGCCGCAAAACAGCUGUUUGGGGUUGAAGUAGAUGAACUGACAUACAAGACAGUGAAAAACAAGGACUUCCAGGAAGUCAGUCUGGAGAAGGAUGGCCAAGUUCUGCUGCGUUUUGCUGCCGCCUACGGCUUCAGGAACAUUCAGAACUUGGUGCAAAAGCUGAAAAGAGGGAAGUCAACGUACCACUUUGUAGAAGUGAUGGCAUGUCCGUCAGGAUGUCUUAACGGUGGUGGUCAGCUCAAACCUUCAUCAGAUCAGUCCAACAAAGAGUUGCUGCAGCAGGUGGAGGAGCUUUACCACGGUGAACGUACCGCAGUGCCAGAGGAGGACUCGCGAGUGGCUGAACUCUAUCAGCGCUGGGUGGAGAGCGUGGGAGACGAGAAAGCCCGACAGUUACUGCACACACAAUACCACGCCGUAGAAAAAAACAACAGUGGCCUCAGUAUAAAGUGGUGAGGAGCUGCCCUGACACUGAACAACCAACUACAGUGUUCCUCUCUGUGUGCGUUCAUCAGACACUACAACAGCUUUACAUGUCAUUACAGUUGAAUGGACAGAUGAAGUAAUAUUUCCUGCAAAUAUGUGUCUAUUAGAUAUAUGCUAUUCAGAUUACAUGUCAAACCGGACUUUAUGUAUCUACUUGUCCAUGAAUGUUGCCUUGUUUUAUUUUCUCUCAUUUAUCCUCGAGUUUGUGUGUUUUUUUUUUUUUAAGCAUUCCUGUAAAUUCAUUGUUACUAUGUACUGUAGUAUGCACUGAAAACAGUUGUUUUUGAGAAUACAUUUUGAUUCAUGAUGACAAUAAAAAUGAUAACGUUUCCAUGUAUAAAAUAAUUCCAUGAAUGUAAUUAUAUUUAUUGAGGAAAUAAACUAUACAUAUAUUUUGCUCAAUACAUUUUUUUUAUCAGUCAUUUUUAUUCAGGGUGUUUUAAAUUACCCGAAAAAGCAACAACAAAAACAUUUUUAUUAAAAUUGGUCCUGCACAGUACACUAUUUUCAUUUGUGUUACAUUGUAUUUAAACCCGCAUUAUAAACGGGAUUUAUCAUGAUAAAGUUGAUCCAGGACUGUUUGCAGACUUCUGGGUGUUAUAAUAAUGCAACAGGAAUAGUAUUUUACAAUUAGUACUUAAUAUUGUUUCACAAAGCAGGUAAUAAACACUCAUUAAGAAAAUCUGUGUCGCUGCAUUUCUACAAAAACAAACCGCUGUAAACAUUUAUAUUAAAACUUUAUUCAGUUUGAAUGAUUAUAAUUAAAUAUUCUGUUACAUCUGACGACUAGUGCAAGAUUGGCUGAAAUAAGACUGCAGUGAAAAGCUAAAACAAGUAUGCAGUGUUCAAUAUUUUCUACAUUCAAAAUCAUUCAGAAACAUCAAAAUAAAUGCAGUUCAAUUUCUUAUGGACAUUAAAACACACCAAAUUAAAUUUAGCUGGAACACCUCGCUUUG